CAGUGCAUAUUGAAAACAUUCCUAAAUUAUAGUGGAAAUCAAUGAAUCUGGAAUAACAAAUAAUCAUUCAACAAGAAAGUUUCACAAUGGGCAAUGAGCAGUCUGUACGCGCGACCCACUUCCAGCCUCCGCCUAGAGAUGAACCGGACCCAGAUGACCUCCCUGAGGAGCACCACAUUAGUAUUUCAAAUAAAAUGGUUGAACGUUUAGUAGAAGAUGCAACUCUCGCGGGCGGUGCGGCGUCGGCGGCAAGCGCGCAGGCGCCACCCCGCGGCGAUUACAAAGACAAAAUAUUCAUGGAGAAGCUUACUUGCCUUGACGAAAACCACUCGGAGAAAUUGGGACUAACAAUGGAAGAUUUAAGAGCAACCGCGCGUCGCAUAGAAAUCCGUACGGCCAACAUGAUCAGCGUUGAGCCAGUCUGCGCAGAUUGUCACGAUAAAGUGAUCGAAUGCUACAAGAAUGUUAACGGCCGCGAACAUUUUGUCAAAUGCUGGGAUACUGUCGGUGCCUUCUCAAAAUGCGUGCAAGACGCAACAACGACUCGUCUUCGUGCGCGCACGCAUAAAGAAGCGCGGGAGCAUGCGCGGCGCACUCGGCACGUCGCGCAUGCCCGCGAACAUGCUCUGAGGGACCUAGGGCCACCGCCACCAGACCACGAGGAACAAAAAGCCAGUGAUAGCUAA
Messenger RNA from Amyelois transitella, 686 nucleotides. RefSeq lists its product as uncharacterized. Lineage: Eukaryota; Metazoa; Arthropoda; Insecta; Lepidoptera; Pyralidae. The transcript has 5 exons. Bases 87 to 686 code for a protein of 199 amino acids. The record is from RefSeq and is a predicted model, not a curated record.